Messenger RNA from Cajanus cajan (pigeon pea), 1072 nucleotides. RefSeq lists its product as uncharacterized. Lineage: Eukaryota; Viridiplantae; Streptophyta; Magnoliopsida; Fabales; Fabaceae. Gene Ontology annotation, cellular component: nucleus. The record is from RefSeq and is a predicted model, not a curated record. Gene Ontology annotation, biological process: regulation of DNA-templated transcription. Gene Ontology annotation, molecular function: RNA polymerase II cis-regulatory region sequence-specific DNA binding; DNA-binding transcription factor activity, RNA polymerase II-specific.
AAUCCACAACAAUCCCUAAAACAGCUCUUUCUCUCUCCACUUUCAUUAUUUUCUUUGGUACUUCUCUCUCUUGUGCUUCACUUUCAAGAAAUUGAAUCCAAAGUGAUGGCCAAUUCUCAAGCAGCUUCUGAGAGCAUGGACAGUGAGUCUCGCCGUCGUGUUCAUCACUGGAAAGAAACAGAAGAUGAUAAGCUCCGCCAACUUGUUCAACAACAUGGACCAAAGGAAUGGAAUACUAUUGCUGAACAUAUGGAAGAAAGAACAGGCAAAAGCUGCAGAUUAAGGUGGGUGAAUCAUCUUGAUCCUAAACUCAACAGAAACCCAUUUACAAAAGAGGAAGAGGAGAGGCUUCUUGCAGCUCGUGAGUUUUUUGGGGCAAGAUGGGCAAUGAUAGCGAAAAUCUUCCCUGGUCGAACCGAUAAUUUUGUGAAGAACCGUUGGCACGUUACUGUAGCCAGAAAGAGAAAGGAAGAGUUUAGGAGAAGAAUCAUGCAAGAGCACAAUAACCGUUCAAGGGCUUCCUCUUCCAGAGACAACAAUGCCUCACUUGCAAAGCCUCAGCCUCAGGAAUUACCACUCUUUGGGCCAAGAAAUGAGUUGGGGCGUGGAGCACUAAUGAUGAGGCAAGAAAAGGCACACGCAACCUUGUGCCCUAAUAGUUGGUUGAGCCCUUCAAACUUUGGAUCUGUUCCAUCUUUUGCUGAAACUAAUUUUCCUUUGGUGGGUCCAUAUUUGAGUGUGCAAAGGGUUAAUGCUGUUCCGGAACAUUUUGGAUUGCUUCGUGACGCAAGGAUUAAUGGGAACUUUGGAGGUUUGUUUGGUAACUCGUCAUCAUCAUCUGCAUUCACAAAGUUUAGGGCUUCUUCUUCCUCAGAGAAAGGGAAAGCUCGUGAGGAGUCAAGUGAUAGUGGAGGGAAAGAAAUUACUUUCUUUGAUUUUCUUGGUGUUGGUGACCAGUGAUGUGUUGUUAAAUUUCUCGUUGGCCUUAAUUUUCUCUAUUUCUGGCUAGUUUUGGUUCAGACACAAAGAUUUUGAAACUCUAGACUAUUUAUGUUCGUGAUUUGCCUGCGAG